Messenger RNA from Diachasma alloeum, 1815 nucleotides. RefSeq lists its product as uncharacterized. The coding region runs from base 1 to 1815 and encodes 604 amino acids. The transcript is spliced from 2 exons. The record is from RefSeq and is a predicted model, not a curated record. Lineage: Eukaryota; Metazoa; Arthropoda; Insecta; Hymenoptera; Braconidae.
AUGACGCACCAACAACAAGAUGGCCAAAUUCCUGGACUCGACAACCUCCUCGGAGAGUUUGCACCAGCUGGAAGUGCAGCAAAUCCCAACAUCAAUCUUCCGUUUGGGGUUAACCUCGUCAACCAACAGGCCCUCAAUGAUCUCCAGAUCAUGGCCCUGUCGAACUUCAAGCUCACACCUUUCAUCAGUGAGGAUCCUGUGGCUUGGUUCACGCAGAUUGAGGCCCAGUUCAGGAACAGACGCAUCACCAACGACAACACUAAGUACGAUUCUGUCCUCGAGGCACUGGACAGAAAAUUCCUCCGAGAAGUCUCUGAUAUCAUCAAGGCACCUCCAGUCAGAGAUAAGUACCGGUUUCUUAAAGAUCAAAUUAUCAAACGUUUUUCUGAGUCAGGUGACCGACCCUUCCACAAACUUUUGACAGAAGUUGGGCUUGGUGACCAGAAACCCAGUCAACUAUUGAGGAGAAUGAGAGAUCUGGCUGAUGGGAAGGUCUCUGAGGAGCUUCUCCGCAGCAGGUGGCUAGCUCUGCUACCUGACAUCGUCAGCAAGAUCCUCAAGGUUGUUCAGGCCAACAGCACACUCGAUCAACUGGUAGAAGCUGCUGACACAGCAAUGGAGAACAGCUCCGGUUUUCAGGUUAUGGCAGCAUAUCCUCAGCACUCUCAGCAGCAUACAUUCAAGGCUCAGAGCCCAGCAGCAGCCGCAGACCUCUACAAUCACAACAGGUCUAACGAUCACAUCGAGCAGAGGCUUGGAGCUAUUGAGAAAGCCAUCGAGACCCUGUGCCAUGCCCUUCAGCAGCUGUCAUCCAAGGUAGGACAGACCAACGCGAGGAGAUCACGCUCUCUCACGCCUGCACCCACCGGCCAGAGCGGUCUCUGCUUCUAUCAUGAGCCUUUUAGGGACAGGGCUCCAGCAGUUAAACUAGAGACGCUGCCGUCUGUUCAGGCGGCCUGCGGCAGCUCAGACUCAAAUAACAAUGCCGCCAUCAAAGAAUUUCGCCUGUUCGUCUCUGAUAAAUCGAAAGGCCAAAGAUUUCUAAUCGACUCAGGAUCUGUGAUAUCAAUAGUUCCUCGAUCCUGGAGUCAUCGCACAUCUCAACCUGCAGAUCUCAAGCUGUUUGCUGCCAACAACACAGUCAUCGACACUUAUGGCCAACAGCUGCUCACACUUCACAUCGGACUCCGACGCGACUUUAAGUGGAAUUUCACUGUUGCUAACGUCAAGACUCCAAUCAUCGGUGCAGAUCUACUCGCUCACUAUGGUCUGCUCAUCGAUCUUCGUGGCAAACGACUCAUUGACCCGACAACCAACCUGACAGCACCUGGAGAGAUCCACGAGACCAGCAUCUUCAGUGUCUCCACCGUCACCAAUGACCUCUCAGCUCUCUCUCCAGCGAUUAGCCAACUACUUGUCAAGUUCGUCGACAUCACAAAGCCUCCAGCAGCUCCAAGAACUCAACUGGACAGUCCAGUAGCUCAUCACAUCGUCACCAGUGGACCUCCAGUUGCUGAACGGUUUCGACGACUUGUUGGUGAGAAAUUGCAAGCAGCACGUAACGAUAUCCAGUCCCUGUUGGAUUGUGGGGUUAUCAGACCCUCCAGCAGUCAAUGGGCAAGCCCUAUCUACAUGGUAUCCAAAAAGACUGGCGGCUGGCGAACGACAGGAGACUAUCGUGGUCUCAAUCAUCGCACAAUCCCUGAUCGUUACCCUCUACCCAUCAUCGAGGAUGUCCUACAACGUUGCCGUGGCUGCGAGGUAUUCACAACACUUGACCUCGUACGCGCAUAUCACCAGAUACCGAUAGCUUAA